Acanthosepion pharaonis is the source of this 1062-nucleotide messenger RNA. The record is from the annotation of a GenBank genome assembly. Lineage: Eukaryota; Metazoa; Mollusca; Cephalopoda; Sepiida; Sepiidae.
AUGUUAUUUUUCCGGUCUUCAGCUACAAAAGAGUUCGAAUUACGGAGUUUUGUCAGUAGCUGUUUUCUGGUACGUGUUAAAAGAGGAAUAAAAAUGUGGGCUUAUAACGAUAAUCUCUAUGAAAGAGAGGAUGAUGAUGAUUGGGUGUAUCCCCCAUCUCCAGAUACUGAUGAAGAGCAACAAGAAGAGGAAGACUGGAAAGAAAUUGAAGUGGAACUUUUUAGUCAACUGCAUUACAAUUCUAAACAGCUUGAUGGUGCUAGUGCUUCUGAAAAUCCACCCAAUACAUUAGAUGAAGGAGAUCCAAUGAGAGUAAUAAGACGGCCACUUUUAAGAAAUACAGAUGUUCGUGCCACUAGAGCAUAUCAUUGUGACAAUUGCAACGAAGUAGGCCACCUUUCCAGGGACUGUAAUCAAAAGAGUAGAGAAAUCUGUAUUUUGUGUGGAGAAUUUGGUCACUUACGGCAACAGUGUCCAUAUAUUUUCUGUUACAACUGUAAACUACCUGGUCACCGGUUUGCAGAAUGUCCAAGUACUAAAAAUUCCUAUGUGACCUGUUAUCGAUGUCAAAUGUUUGGACAUAUUCAACCUAAUUGUCCUGAUUUAUGGCGUCGGUACCGUUACACUACUACAAGAGGACCCUUAGUAACAAGCAAUUGCAUUGCCAACACACGUAUUUAUUGCUACAAUUGUGGAGAAAAAGGACACUAUGGCUUUGAGUGUAUGAAAGACCCAAUGAAUCCAUUCGUCUACAGCAGAUACCCUUUUGUUGUAAAUUAUGACAGUUGCUGGGCAAAUACUGAAAAUGAGUCCAAAAGGAGGAAGAUUGAACCUGAUACUUCAGGAUAUACUUUUAACAUUCCAGAUGCUAUGAAAAAUGUAAUAGGUUUCUCUAAAUCUACAAGGAAAAGGAAACGUGGGUCUAAACCUGCUGAAGACUCUAACGCAUAUUUCAUCUCAUCAGAAUCUAAGAAAAAGAACAAAUCAAAAAGGACAAAAAUGCAGAGAUUCAGAUGUGCUGCUAAAAGAAGAAUGGCAUCUGCCAUACGCAAAAGUACAUAG